This is a messenger RNA of Entrophospora sp. SA101, 1633 nucleotides long. Lineage: Eukaryota; Fungi; Glomeromycota; Glomeromycetes; Entrophosporales; Entrophosporaceae. The record is from the annotation of a GenBank genome assembly.
AUGAUUUAUCAUAAAUUACUACUUUCAAUUAUAACAUUAGCAAUGUUUCUUUUUUGUUUGGUAAUAAAAGAAACAGAAUCAUUGCCAUUGAAAUCGCCAAAUCAAGAAGAUGAAAUUAAAUGCCCACAAUCCAUUCAGUCCACCAAAAAAUAUAAAGGAAAACCCAAACAAUUUUUAAUUAUACUUAAAUCUAACAAUGAUACUCCACUACAACGUCGUGGUAAUUCAGAUAAUGGAAAAAGUGUUUUAAAUAGACACUUAAAAUAUAUGAAAAAAUGUUGGGGAAAUGAUAUUCCAUCAUCAUUGCCAGAAGAUGUUGAUCAGAUUUCAACCAACAGCAAUGAUAAUAAAUUCACUUCAUUUUUAUCUGAACAACUUGUUGGAUACUCUGCACCAUAUGAUCCUGAAUUUGUUAAAGAUCAAUUAGUGAAAUCAUCAGAAAUUGAAAUAAUAGAACCAGUGUUACCAGUCAAAGCAUCACUUUUACCAAAUUUAUUGGUACAAAACAAUCCAAAUAUAAAUUUGGAUCGUAUAGAUCAACGAAAACUUCCAUUAGACAAAAAAUUCAGGUUUCCAGCCUCACAAGGUUCAGGUGUAAAUGUUUACAUAGUUGAUACUGGGAUAAAUGUUAAACAUCAAGAAAUUAUAGGACGAGCUCGACAUGGUGGCUCAUUUUGUCCAAAUUGUCCUGCUAUAGAUGACCAUGGACAUGGAACACAUGUAGCUGCCUUAGUUGGUGGAAAAACAUUUGGUGUAGCAAGAAAAAGUAACCUGAUAGCAGUCAAAGUGUUAAAUAGCUUGGGUAGUGGAACUACGGCAGGUGUUUUGAGUGGAUUAACAUUUGUAUUGAAUCAACACAAAUCCAGCUCUAAUAAGAAAACAGUGGUUAAUAUGUCACUUGGUGGACCACUGUCACAAGCACUAAAUGCUGCUGUAGAAGCUCUUACUAAGGCUGGUAUACAUGUGGUAGUAGCAGCUGGUAAUAGUAAUACAGAUGCAUGUUCAAAAUCACCAUCAUCUGUUCCAUCAGCAAUCACAGUUGGAGCAACUGAUCUUGUUAAAGUUCUUGGUGUCAUUACUCUUGAUAAAGUGGCCAGCUUUUCUAAUUUUGGCAAAUGUGUGGAUAUUUUUGCACCAGGAGAAAACUGUCAUUUUAUGAGGUUGUCUAGUUGGAAAGAUCAAGAUGUUUUGAAAGAUGAAAAUUGUUGGAAUAAAGUAUUAGGAUGUAUUCCUAAUGAAGAAAUAAAAAACACUUUAACAAAACAUUGGUUGGAAAACCCAUCACAAACAUCUUCAGAUAGGUGGAAGAAUAUAACAGAUGAAUUAAAUAAAAAAAAUUUAUCAAUGUGUGAAAAUGAAAUCAUUCUUCAAUAUGCAUAUCCAAGGCUUGAUAGAGCAGUAUCAACAACCAUUAGUCACUUAUUGAAAAGUCCAUUUUGUGUACAUCCUAAUACAGAAACUUGUGAUGAUUUUGAUCCAUUAAGCUCACCAACAGUUAGCCUGUUGGUUGAUGAAUUGGAAAGAGCACAUGCUAUACAUCCAGUUACAAAAGAUUUUUAUUCAAAAACAUCUUUGAAAUCUCAUAUAAAAUAUUUUAAUGAAUUUGUCAGACAACUUCCAAAAGAAGUUCAUG